CAGGAAGCGGAAGUGAUGCUCACAGGCCCGGGGCUUGGAAGAGGGCGGAACCGGUUUCGUGCAGGACGCUUCUCGGGUGGUAAUGGCGGGGUCCGGGCGAGUGGCGCGGGCGACCGCGCGAUCGGCCGGUCUUGGAGGCUCGGGACAGCCGCAGGCGCGGCGGGGGCAGCAGGGACAGCAGCGCUCGGCCUCACGGCCGGGACAGCGCAGGUGGGUGCCAUCCCCGGGAGAGGACCCAGUUGGGAACUUUUCUACGUACCUCAGCCCAGUUCCACGCUCAACUUCGUGUUGAAUGAACGGAGCAGAGAAAAGAAGAAAGUGGAUUGCAAGCCUAAGAACCAGGAUGAGCAAGAAAUCCCUUUCAGGCUCCGAGAGAUUAUGAGGAGUCGACAGGAGAUGAAAAAGACGCUAAGUAACAAGAAGAGAAAAAAGGAGGGUUCCAGAAGCGACGACUUGAAAAGGCCCAGAAGAAAAGGGAAGCAAGAGCAGUCGACAGAUUGGAGCAGGAGCUGCUGAAAG
This is a messenger RNA of Mastomys coucha (southern multimammate mouse), 519 nucleotides long. It is a transcript of the gene Ccdc137, whose product is annotated as coiled-coil domain containing 137. The record is from RefSeq and is a predicted model, not a curated record. The transcript has 3 exons. The coding region runs from base 16 to 516 and encodes 166 amino acids. Lineage: Eukaryota; Metazoa; Chordata; Mammalia; Rodentia; Muridae.